Messenger RNA from Galleria mellonella (greater wax moth), 3149 nucleotides. Its product is annotated as zinc finger protein OZF-like. The coding region runs from base 135 to 1226 and encodes 363 amino acids. The transcript has 11 exons. Gene Ontology annotation, cellular component: nucleus. The record is from RefSeq and is a predicted model, not a curated record. Lineage: Eukaryota; Metazoa; Arthropoda; Insecta; Lepidoptera; Pyralidae. Gene Ontology annotation, biological process: regulation of transcription by RNA polymerase II.
CCCGCGGUCCCCGCCCCGUUUGACUGUCGGUCGGUCGCCAAUCUAAAGAUAUUGUGAUGUACGAAAAAUAUUAAAUAUUCUUUGGUUUUUAUGAGUUUAUUGUUAUAAAUCCUGUAUAUUUGUAUUAGAUUAUAAUGGAUAAAUGUGGUAUCUGUCUAAAGCCGGCACUCCAAUUAUUUGAGACUGGCAAGGAUGGUGUUUAUGCAUGUUUCAAGUGCCAGCCGCUUGUGCCUGAGGUGACCAUUGGGGACAGUUCGGAACAAAGUACUGACCCCCCUGAGACAUCUGAACCUUCUGAGGCAACUGAACCUGCCGCCAAUAAUAGUGAAGAGGAGAAUAAUGAAGCCCUGUACUGCGGCAUUUGCGACAAGACAUUUCAGAAGACAAUGCAGUUGCAGAACCAUUUACGCAAUCACCGGGCCGAAAGACGUUUUGUGUGCACUUAUUGUGAUAAGGCAUUUUCCCAGUCAAACAACUUGAGGGCCCACCUUCGUAUUCACACCAAUGAGAGGCCUUUCAAAUGUGUGGAGUGUGGGAAGGCCUUUACUCAGGUGACCAAUUUAAAUAAUCAUGUACGGCUGCAUACGGGCGAGAGGCCUUUCGUGUGUCCAGAGCCUGGCUGCAGUAAGGCAUACGCUCAGGUAACAAAUUUGAACCAACAUCGUAAACGGCAUUUGAACGGUCGGCCAGUGGAGGCCACGUACGACUGCAACGUGUGCGGCGAGCAGUUCCAACAGCGAAACCACAUGUAUAGUCACAGACGUGAAGCCCACGGUGACCUAAAGAGUCCGAGCGGGCGUAGCUCGGGCAGCCGGUCGGCGCGCUAUACGUGCCAGGUGUGCGAGGCCGUACUGCCGAGCGAGCGAUUACUCAUGCAACACGUCAACCAGCACGUCGCCGAGGGAGAGACGCCGCAGAAUAAGGAUAAUCGGUCGGAGGCCGCGGGCGAGACGGAGGGCGGCGCGGGCUCGUUCUCGUGCGUGUUCUCGUCGUGCGGCGCGCGCGUGGCGUCUGCGCGCGCGCACGCCGCGCACCUGCUGCGCGCGCACCAGCUGCGCCUCACACCCGCGCACGACGCGCCGCCGCGCCGCGGCCGCCCGCCCAAGGUAAUGAAGCCGCAGGACCCUUUACUUAUAAAAGAAUCUGAUUAUCAUGAGGUGAAAUUGCUAAACGCCCAACAAGUGCGGUUCCUGCCGAAACUAAAAGUGCAGAGUUUGUUUCAAUGAGUGGCCGGCAACGUGUGAGACUCGACCAACUGUGCUAAGUGACAAGUAUCUGACACUGUUACGUAUUUGAUUAACUUUAGACAUGUGUGGAGCAAAUAAUCUGUACUUAACGUUCUAAGCCUGUUGAACACUGACACGUAGAGUACUGCAAGAAGUCUAUAAUCAAAUGGAUAAUUGUAAUGUGAACACAAAAUUGAUAAAUGUCGCAUUUCUCUGUCUUGACGUGAAACGCCUUUAAUAUAUUUGAAAUUGGUCAUAAUUUACCAUUGUUUCGCAUCCUUUCUACCAGUUUUUUAUGACAUAAAAAUGUACCGAACUCGCCUGCACUAUCAGUAUAUGCUGGCAGGAUACCAGUGAAGCCGUAAUGAUGAAUUCAGUACGAUUUUAUCAUAAUGAGUUCCAGGAAGACUCGCGUGGAAGUCGACCUGGCAUGGUAUGGUUAUAUUAAUGGGAAAUAAGGUUUCCUUUAUUAUCCCUUCUUCCUUCUUCUAUCAGUAGGUGUUUAAGCAAGAUAGAGAGCGUUUUUGUCGAUGUUGUGGUCACAUGGCAAUAAAUAAAUUUGGAUAUAGCUUUCUUGGCUUAAUGUGGAGCACAAUGUAUAAGGCAAACUACAUGAAAUGGUUAAAUGUAUUAUUUAAUUUUAUUUUUAAAAAUAGACAAAGAUGUCAAUAAUUUUAUAAUACAUUUUCCGCCAAUAGAAGGGAGUAUAAUUUUAGGACAUAUAAUUUUUAAAAAGUUCUUAUUUAUAAAAAAUAUAUAAUAAUACAUAUAAAAGUGUAAUUGCUGUCACAAGGAGUUCCCAUUUGAUGUAGAAUGCCUUUUGUAUUUUACAUUCAAAAUGCUAAUAUCUUAUAGAAGUGUUAUACUUGUAAAUAUAACAACCUGCCUAGAUAUAUUAACAUACACCACUUUUAGCAGAGAUAUUAAUAAUAAGACAGUUAUGUCAAAUGAAGGUUAAUGUUUUUCAAGCAUAUGUAUGUUUGUAUGUCCGGAAAUUUUGCGCUUUAUGUAUUAUGCAAUAUGAAUAUUAUAUAUGACACGGAUACAUCAAACGUGCCGGCAUGAUUGUCUGUGGCGUAUAUUUUUAAUAAAAAAGAAAAAUAUAAAAUCGUGCAGCGAUUUAUUAUGAAACAUUUUCGAAGUACGGGCGGUGAACAUAUCUGUAGAUACGGGACUAUGUGUCGCUACGUCAUAUUUUGACCGGUAACUACCAAUACCUCCUAACUAACAUUUUUAAUGUUUAGUUAUUUACUUAAUUGUAAAUAUUUGUUUCUAAGUUUCUACAAAUCUCCUUUUCUAUGUUACAUAGAGAAUUAAUUUUCACAUCUGUGUAUUGUGAAAUGGUAUUAGAACCAAUUACUCAUAAUUUAUUUUUUUUGAUUCAUAGUAUUUAGAAUACAUUCAGAGAUAGGAUAUUUUCUGUAGCUCAUGUAAAAUUUUCUCCAUGUCAGUUAGGAGCUGUUGGUGGUUAACCAUCGAUUUAUGUUUUUGUAAAAUGUUCAUUCUGUCUUAUAAGUGGUAGUCGUGGAACAUGAGGUAUACAUUGCUCUGAUAAGUAUUUGGUAAUGUGAAAAUAAAAUUUAUAAAUGAUCUCCAAAAAUAUUCGAAUAUACAAAUUAUUCAAUACUUUUGCAUUUAUGUGGAGUAUUUUAGAGUGCUAAUGAGGGCACUGUGUGGCCGGCACUCUCGCAUUUAGAGUGAACUUAUUGAAAGCAAAUUCAUUCGUAUUAAGUGAUAUUGGUAAGUGCAAUUUUUUUGUUAUCUCCAGAGUAUGAAAUGAACUAGAUGUAGUAUUAGAGUACAUUCUAUUAAUGUUUAAUUAUGUUUUUAUUUUAUCUGCAGAUAGAGUUCACUUAUUAUUGUAGUUAUAAACAAGAUUUGUAUCGAAUCAAAAACUUAUGUACUUAAAUAUAGCUUUUUUUU